UGUAUGAUUAAGUGUUGAUAUGAGCAGCAAUACAUUAAAGAUAAUUCAAAUGAAAUAGCGAAAUACCUAAAAGUGGUAUGCUCUACUUUCGCGAUGGCGGAACAUGGUGGCUUGGUGAACUUCAAAAGUUCUCGUGUUUACGAGACGGAAAAGGCGGUUAAACGGCAGGCUAGAGAGCAGCUACUGGCAAAGGCAAAAGAGAAGCAUGAGAAAGAAGAGAGAAGGAAGGAGAAGAAGAAAAGGACAGGGGAAGAUGUCUGGAUGCUGCCAGCUGUCAAUGAACGAUUGGCUACAGAGGAGGAGAGCCUGAAAGUGAAACCCAAGAAGCAUAAGAAAGAGAAGAAGAAGCACAAAAAGCACAAGAAAGAGAAGAAAAGGAAGCGAGAUGACUCAAGUAGUGGCUCUGAGGCAUCUGAUGGUGAGGUACAGUGGGUGGAGAGUUUCUCAGCACCUCGUUCUGCUGACAGCACAUUCAGCUCAGCUCCAGCACCCCCAGUACCAGGGCAGGCUGAGACACAGACACCUGCAAUGGAGGAACCAGCUAAGCCUGGACAGCAUGCGAGAGAAUUGAACCCCUACUGGAGAGAUGGAGGCACCGGUCUGCCAGAGGAGGCACCAAGCAAGGUUAAGGAUAUGCCCAAACGUACAGUUGGUGUGUAUGAUGGAGGUGCUGAUUGGCUGAGGAGGCAGUACAAGAGAGCCAAGGAACAGGCAGAGGAAGAAGGGAGGUCAUUAGAAGAUAUUGUAGAGCAGAGAUGGGGGUCUGUUGAGAAGUUCCAGCAGAUGUUGGCAGAUGCAGAAGAGAAGGAAAGAGGUCAUCAAAGGUCAUCACAGGAUGGUGACAGGGACAGAGGUCAUCAGAGGUCAUCUGCAGACAGGGAGAGCAGGUGGAGAAAGUCUGCAUCCGGAGACAGAGGAAAUCAUGGAGACAGGCACAGGCGGGUGUCCACUCUAGGACAUGAGAAGGAGAGAUCAAAUGAGAAAGAUGGUGAAAGAAGAAAGUCACCACAAGAAGACAGAAGAACACAGUCUAACUACAGCAGAGACCGGGAUAACUACACGCGGAGGGAACCCAGAAGACAAGAUGGGGAACAAAGUAGGCAUAGAGAAGAUAGGAAUAGCAGAGAUGAUAGAAAGCAUGAUAGAGACACAAACAGAGAGAAACGCUCGAGUCAUUAUAGCAGUUCAAAGUUUUCCGGACUGUUUAAGAAACCAACAGAAGAUCAAAAGGACACAUCCUCAUUUUCCACAUGGUCUAAGAGGGCAUCGCCUGAGAGAAAGGGCAGGGAUGAAGGAGUGCCUGCGUGGAAAAAGAAAGCUUUUAAGAAACCUGGUGAGGAUAGUGCCACUUCUACAGAGUCUAGGGCAACUUCAGCUACAUACAAACCAUCUACAAGUAUACCAAAUAUGCCAAGAGCUAGUAGUAGUAGUAGUAGUAGUAGUAGUAGUGCCCCCUCCUGGAAGAAGAAGGAACUGCAGCACACUGAGACAGUCAGAAAACCAGAGUCAAGUUCAAGUGACAGUUCAUCUGAUUCUGAAGAUGAAGCACCCACGGGUACGGACAGGUCCCCCUCCCCUCCAAUGAGGGUCCUGUCAGAGGAGGAGAUGAACAGUUUGGGGGCCAAACUUGUGAAGGCUGAACUGAUGGGGAAUGAGGAACUAGCAGCUAAGAUCAAGCUGCAGCUGGAACAGGCCAGGAAGGCAAAGGAAGCCCAACCCAAGGUCCCAGUCAGACAAGAGGGGAGGUCCAGUGUUAGGAGAGGGGAGGAGGAGGAGGUCAUCCUGACAAGAACAGACAACACCGGUCGUAGCUGGCCUCUACCAGAGGUACAGGACUCAUCAGGCAAGGGCAGGAGGAGGAAGACAAAGAAGAUUGAGACCCAUGACAAGUCCGGUACACGUCAGCGGUACUUCGAGGACGAUGACCAGCAUGACCUGACGUCCAUGGCCCAGCAGGAGCGCAGGACCACUGCUGCUGACCAGAACGCCAUGUACGCCAGGAUGGCUGCCAAGUUCUCAGGAAAACCAGACUUCACCCUGGAUGACAUGUUUGAAUCAUCAGUGGCCAAUAAGGGUACAACGAAGAAGGCGGAAGAAAGGGAGCGGCAGGUCGCCAUGGCGGAGCACCGGCGCCAGGCCGCCAGACUGGACAAGUGUCGCUUCUGCUUCGAGAACCCAGAAGUCCCCAAGCACCUCAUCAUCGCUAUUGGGAAGAAGGUGUACCUGACCCUGCCGAGCCUGAAGUCCCUGACAGAGGGCCACUGCCUGCUGGUCCCCAUGCAGCAUGUCAACUCUGGCACCACCAUGGACGAGGAAGUGUGGGCUGAAGUACAGGCAUUCCGUAGAUGUCUUGUUCAGAUGUUCCAGGCAGACGAUGACCAGGACUGUGUGUUCAUGGAGACAGCCAUGAGACUGAACCAGUUCCGACACACGGCCAUCGAGUGUGUUCCACUCCCGAGGGAGCUGGGAGACAUGGCACCAAUCUAUUUCAAGAAAGCCAUUAUGGAAGCAGAUGUGGAGUGGGCCCAGAAUAAACGACUGAUCGACCUGAAGGGACGAGACGUCAGAAAAGCAGUACCCAAGGGCCUGCCCUACUUCAGUGUGGACUUUGGUAUGCAGAGUGGUUUUGCCCACGUGAUUGAAGAUGAACAGAUCUUCCCCCACUACUUUGGCAGGGAAAUCCUGGGUGGAAUGCUGGACCUGGAGCCUAGGUUCUUCCGUAAGCCGCCCAAGGAGAGCUUCGAGGACCAGCGCCAGAAAGUCCUGAAAUUUGCAGAGCAGUGGAAGCCGUAUGACUGGACCAAAAACAUUGGCAAGGAGGUUUAACUAGAGUGAUUGAAGUCAAUCAAGGAUUGAAAAAUAAGUGAAAGGAGUGAAGUCUACUAAAGAAACAUGUAAGCAAUAUGGUACAUGCUUUUUAAUCAAUGACUAAUUCAGUUGCUGCAGCCACAGCCAAGAUCUGAUUAUCAAAUAAAGAAAACACUGAAUGGUCUGCAA
This is a messenger RNA of Branchiostoma floridae (Florida lancelet), 2997 nucleotides long. Its product is annotated as CWF19-like protein 2. The record is from RefSeq and is a predicted model, not a curated record. Bases 94 to 2826 code for a protein of 910 amino acids. Gene Ontology annotation, biological process: mRNA splicing, via spliceosome. The transcript has 17 exons. Gene Ontology annotation, cellular component: post-mRNA release spliceosomal complex. NCBI's taxonomy places the organism in Eukaryota, Metazoa, Chordata, Leptocardii, Amphioxiformes, Branchiostomatidae.